AGUACAGUACACCAUAAUUCACUUAAAAUACGCCGGCGAGCAAGGGUUAGUACGUGCAAUAAUAGUACGUCCCCAUGCAGCCUAUGCCCGGUCCCAUUGCAAAUUUCGCUCUCCGUGUUCCUCCUUAGUAUCCUUCCCUGUAUCCUACUAUACAUUACCAUACUCGAGGUCGUUACAGCUCGCUAUGCUGUGGGAAACACAUACUUGCGAUUAAAUGUCGAAGGCGCCGAAGUCGGCCGCUAUAGAUGCUGCCUGGAAGCUCUUUGAUAAGCUAGGCAAGAGCGGCUCAAAUAUCAGAGCAAAGUGCACAAUCUGUGAAUACACCUUCACCGGCACUGGAACUCGCGCCUUGAACCAUCUUCUAUCCCUCGGCAACGGUGCGCUCCCGUGCUUGAAAAUCUCUAAAGCUGUAAAGUCGGAGCUGUACAAGCUACAUGAGGAGGACGAGAAGAAGAAGAGCGUGAAGCGCAGGCGCGAGAGCGAUGCUGCGAGCAAACACGGAGGCGGACGUGGCCAUCGGUGACUUCUUCUAUCUCACCGGCGUCCCCUUCAACGUGCGGAAGCACCCCGCCUUCAUCAGGAUGCUGAAGGCGGUCGUCGCGGCGGGCCCGAAGUACGCUCCGCCUGGCUACAACAAGAUCCGGACCACUCUGCUGGACAAGGUGAAGAAGCACGUCAAGGAGAAGCUGCAGCCCUUCUUCGAGAAGAACAAGCGCAGCGGCUGCACCGUGACCAGCGAUGGCUGGUCCGACGCGCGCAACCGCCCCAUCCUCAACAUCAUGGUGUGUGCGCGUGGCGAGGCGGUGUUCUACAAGUCUGUGGACAUGUCAAGCGUGCUCAACAAGACCGGCGAGGAGAUUGCGCAGGUCAUCAUCGCCGCCAUCGAGGAGCUGGGCGCCGACGACAUCGUGGCAGUUAUCACGGACAGUGCCGCCAACUGCAAGGCGCCGACGCGGAACAGGCCCUACCCUUCCGAUUGAUUCAACCCCUCCUUGAACUCACCAGCGACUUCCGCGAGCUCCUCACUGUAGUGCCAAGUCUGGGGCUUACAACGUGGGACGUCUGAGUCCGUGGCACUCCUGGUACGUGCCGGCAGAGUCGCUGUCUGUCUGUCCGACUCUGGGGCGUUACAGCUGGCGUAACCGCCCGGGGCACAGCUCUGGCGCUGUGUGCAGCAAUCUGUGCUGUUAGUGAGGGUUCUGACUGUGUCCUCAACAUCGGGUUUCUGUAACUGUAUACGAGU
Molecule: messenger RNA, 1243 nt
Organism: Chlamydomonas reinhardtii
Lineage: Eukaryota; Viridiplantae; Chlorophyta; Chlorophyceae; Chlamydomonadales; Chlamydomonadaceae
Exons: 4
Coding region: 483-980 (165 amino acids)
Source: RefSeq, a predicted model, not a curated record